Rotaria socialis is the source of this 239-nucleotide messenger RNA. Lineage: Eukaryota; Metazoa; Rotifera; Eurotatoria; Philodinida; Philodinidae. The record is from the annotation of a GenBank genome assembly.
CACUGGAAUAUUACGAGAAAUCACAUAAAAUCUAUGAAAAAGCUCUGCCUCCGCCACAUCCGGAUUUGGCUACUUCGUACAACAACAUCGGCCAAUUAUAUGGAAAAACGGAAGAGUACUCGAAAGCACUUCCACUUCUAGAAAAAGCACUUGGUAUCUGGCGAAAGUCACUUCCGCCAACACAUCCGAAUAUUAAAAUCGUGAUGAAUGCUAUUGAUCGUGUGAAAGAGAAGUUGUGA